Rotaria sp. Silwood1 is the source of this 990-nucleotide messenger RNA. Lineage: Eukaryota; Metazoa; Rotifera; Eurotatoria; Philodinida; Philodinidae. The record is from the annotation of a GenBank genome assembly.
AUGUUUGCCCUUAAGACAUUUACCAAUUUAUGUACUACUCAAUCAAUUCUUCAAAAUUCAAUACGUACGGCAAAAGUAUUUAAACCAAAUUUACUUCUUGCAAAAUAUCGUAAUAUUAAAGUAAAAGAUGGUCAAUGGGUUGAAAAAGAUACUAUUCUUACUUUACAGAACAAUCUUGUUUUAUAUCCUGGCGAAAAUACAUCUGUCGCUUAUGAUUAUACAAUUCGAUCAAUAGUACCAGGAUUUGUUGUAAUAACAACUGAAUCUAUAAAACCAUAUCCACAUAGUCCAUUAUUUCGUUAUAUUAAUAGUGGAAAUGAUGUUAAACGAAAUUUUAUACAUGUUUUACCACCACAACGUCAAGCAACUUUUCAUCUUAUUGAUCAAUUAUAUCAUAAUGAAUUCAAUAUUUUAAAUGUGAAUAAAUAUGUAUCAAUUUAUUAUCAAUUUGAACAGUAUUUCUUAUUAAUAUUAAAAUUAAUUAUUAUGACUGUUGUUAUUCAAACACGUGAUCGUUGUCGUAUUUGUUUUUCAUUACUUUUACGUGAUCGUUCAAUAUGUUGUCAAAAAUCUUAUGAUUUAUUUAAACAUAUUGAACGACGAAAAAUUCCAUUUAAUAAAUUAAAUUCAUAUCAAAUUAAAAUACGAAAUCAAACUGUUUGUUUUCAUGAUUUAAUUUUACGUUAUUUACAUACACAAAUACAUCAAACAAGAAAUUUUUCAAAUUUAAUAUGUUAUAAUUGUUCAAUAAUAUUAUUAGAUAUUGAACAAUGUGCUAAAUAUUUACAUAAAAAAAUUAAUCAAGUUAAAAUUAAAUUAAAUAAAACAAAUCGUCUUCGAACAUCAUCAUUAUCAGCAACAUUUCAAAAGAAAAAACAACAAACAACAAUUAUUAAACAAGAACAAUUACCUAUUAUUAAUUCAGAUUCUGAUGAAGAAUUUGAUAAUAUUGAUGAUGAAGAGGAUAUAUGCUCAUCAUCAUUAAAUUAG